Molecule: messenger RNA, 1632 nt
Organism: Alternaria rosae
Lineage: Eukaryota; Fungi; Ascomycota; Dothideomycetes; Pleosporales; Pleosporaceae
Product: potassium channel regulatory factor
Exons: 2
Coding region: 142-1230 (362 amino acids)
Biological process (GO): generation of catalytic spliceosome for second transesterification step; RNA splicing
Cellular component (GO): U5 snRNP; U4/U6 x U5 tri-snRNP complex; U2-type post-spliceosomal complex
Source: RefSeq, a predicted model, not a curated record
ACCGGGACGCGGAGAGCUCCCCACUAGCGCCAUUCCUCGGCACGUCCCCUGCAGCGCAGGUGAGUCUCCAGGUCGCAACCAACACUGACCCAUCCUCGACACCUUGACUUGCUUCAGACCCCGAACAUCGCAGUCGCCAACAUGGACUUCGCAAAGUUGAUGUCCGCACACAUCAAGAAGGGAAAAGACCCAGCCUCACCAGCCGAACCGACGGAGAAAAAGUAUCUCAAGCGCAGCGAAAUCGAAGCGCAACGGCAAGCCGCAUACGUCGCUGAGCAAGAAGCCGCGGAGAAGGCACGGCGGGAACGUUUCGAGAAGAAGCGCAAGGCCGAAGAAGAUGAAGCCGAGAGGGAAGCCGAACGCCGGGAAAAGCGAAUGCGCAUGGCCGAGGAAUCAAGACGCAUAAGGGAAGAAGAGGAAGAGGCAGAAGAGAGACAGCGGCGAAAGCGGCUAGGUCUUCCUGAUCUUCCGCCCAAGACGAAGGAAGGCGAAGGAGACGGCACACCGGUCCCAGAAGACGAAGAUAUCGAGGACGAAGAGCUCGUCGCAAAGCUAAGAGCCCUCGAUGAGCCAGCGCGGCUAUUCGGCGAGACACACAAACAACGCCUGAAGCGAUACAAGAAGCGCGUCGGCGCAGACAGCCUAGCAGCCAUCAUGACGGACGGUCCGAUACCCACAACACUACAACUCGUGCCUGAGAAAGACAUGAAGGUCAGCCCCCAAGUACCCAAGGACAAGGAGGGUCGCGAAUUCCUGUUCAGACAGCUGGCGAGCUAUUUCACCAUGGUUCUGAAAGAAUGGGACCUCACACUCCUACGUCGAGACCCCGAGGUCAAAGAGAGCUACCAAGGGAAACAAGCCUACGCCGCUAUGGUACAAGCGCGCGAGAACAUGCGACCACUGUUCAAGAAGCUGGAGAAGUUCGAUCUUCCAGACAGUAUCGUCGAGCCCGUUGUAGAGAUUGUGCACGCUGCACAGGAGCGAAGAUACGUCGACGCGAAUGAUGGUUAUCUACGUCUUAGUAUUGGCAAGGCGGCGUGGCCCAUUGGUGUUACCAUGGUGGGUAUCCACGAGAGAAGCGCGCGAGAAAAGCUGCAUGAGAGCGAUAAGAACGCGGCGCAUAUUAUGAGUGACGAGAUGACACGGAAGUAUCUGCAGAGUAUCAAGCGAUGUUUGAGCUUUGCGCAGACGAGAUGGCCGCCAACGGAUCAGCUGCAGCUUAUGGGCUAAAUGUGCUGGGAUGGAUAAUUGACUAUUUGUAGAUCUUGAUCUCCGCAGCGACGCUCUCAUUCAGCUCCUUUAACGGUUCGCUGUCGGACUUAAACUUUUCCACUUCCUGACGAACGUGGCGUUGUCCUGUUUCUGUUGUGUACUUUUCAUACGGCGCCCUCCCACUCAGCGUCUUUGUUGUCGCUUCGCUUCCGUUUACACAGUAAAGAAUGCUUGAUCUGGAUGGGUUGAAACGAGAAAGAUGAUGCUCGUAAGGAAGAGGUGCUUACGUACUUGUCUUUUGUCUCGUCCUUGAUCAGAUCAUCCGUUCCUUUGGUCUCAGUGGAUAUCGGUUCAGCCGCUUGGACUUUGGGAACGUGCUCACCAGCUUAACAUUCGAGAUUGGUUUGGUGUUGGCCACGA